AGCACGAAAACAAGCACCGUGUGCCGCUGGCUUUAUUCAUAAGUAGUAAAUUCAACGAUGAGUUUGCUAGCCUGUUUACUUCUCAAUGACGUGAUUGUAUAUCAAAUGUAUAAUUAUUAAGGAACUCUGAGUCUGUGGUAAAAUUAUAGUACAAUUAUGUCAAGGAAAAAAAGAGAUCAUGCUUGGGGAGAAAAUGGAUUUGAGGACUGGGGUGGUUAUAUGGCUGCUAAGAAAGCUAAAUUGGAGGAGCAAUUUCGUGAUAAAGCUACCAAAGAAUUUAAAGAAUCAUCAAAAUUAUUCGAAGGAAUUGCAAUAUUUGUAAAUGGUUACACAGAUCCAACAUCUGAUGAGCUCAGACAUCUAAUGAUGAUGCAUGGUGGCAUAUAUCAUCACUAUAUGCGUCCUAGAAUCACAACUCAUAUUAUAGCAUCCAAUUUACCGCAUUCAAAAAUAGUGUUAUACAGGAGAAGUCAAAACCCAAUUCCUAUAUGCAAACCACAAUGGAUCACUGAAAGUAUAGCAGCUGGAAAAAUCUUAAAUUUUCAGAAUUACUUACUUUAUUCUAACAGUACUAAUGCGCAACCUCAGUUGGCAUAUAAAUUAAAUAUUAAAAAUGGUAAAUUUAACAUUGAGUCAGUUACACAGGACAAGAUGGAUGCUGAAGUUUCAACAAACACUGUGAACAAUAAAAAUAGUACAAUUGAUAUAAAUGUGCUGGAUGAAGGUACAAAUAACGAUACUAGGAUACAUGAUAAAAUCAACAUUCCUCAGUCUUCAAGUGCAAGAAUAAAUGCACAGUCUACGAGGGACACAGAAUUCCUAUCUGCGUUUUACAGUAACUCUAGAUUGCAUUACAUCGCCACCAUGGGGACCACUUUUAAAGAUUAUGUCAACGAGUUAAGAGACAAAAGCGACGGGACGUUUCCUGAGCUCGAGCGUUUAACAAAGUCGAGGAAAGUCAGGGGUACUUCGUCUUUAGCUGGUCGCGAAUCGGACUCAGAAGAUGAUACGAUCGGUUUUGACAAUAGCAAGGCAUGCAACAAACGGGAAUUUGUCAUAAUGCACAUCGAUAUGGACUGUUUCUUCGUAUCCGUGGGUAUCAGAAAGAGGCCGGAGUUGCAAGGCCUACCGGUGGCGGUAGCGCAUGCAAAGGGCAACGUGCACUCUACAAGUCACGACGGCAAAGAGGAGUUCGGAUCGAUGUCGGAGGUGGCUUCAUGCUCAUAUGCAGCGAGAAAGGCAGGCGUGAAGAACGGUAUGUUCCUGGGAGAGGCGCUGAAGAUGUGUCCGAAUCUAAAGACUAUUCAGUACGAUUUUGAGGGAUACAAGGAGGUUUCUUAUGCAUUGUACGACACCGUGGCGUCCUACACAUUGAGCAUCGAAGCGGUGAGCUGCGACGAGAUGUAUGCGGAUUGCACGAAAGUGCUCGAAACGUCUGGACUCUCGCCGUUGGAAUUCGCGACUGUGAUUAGGGAAAAAAUCAAGCGGAAAACUGGCUGCCCAGUCUCCACUGGCUUCGGAAGCAACAAACUGCUGGCGAGAUUGGCGACGCGGAAAGCCAAACCCGACAAUCAGUUUUACUUGAGCGGUCGAAACGCGGAACCGUAUAUCCGGACUCUCAACGUAAGAGAUCUACCCGGCGUCGGCGGGACGACGACACACAAGCUACACGAGAUGAACGUGCGCACGUGCGAACAACUGCAGAUGGUCUCGUUGGGACUUCUGCAAAAGGAGUUCGGCAGAAAAACGGGUGAGCAGUUGCACAAGAUGUGCCGCGGCCUGGACGACACAAAGCUGAAUCUGGAGCAUGUGAGAAAAUCGGUGUCGGCCGAGGUGAAUUAUGGUAUAAGAUUUCGAGACAACGAAGACGCCGUCAAUUUCUUGAGUAAAUUGUCGACGGAGGUGUGCAGCCGGCUAACAGCGGCUCGCGUAAAGGGCAGAUGCGUCACAUUGAAGCUUAUGAUCAGGGCGAAGGAGGCGCCGAAGGAAACUGCCAAAUUCAUGGGCCACGGUCUCUGCAAUUAUAUUACAAAGUCCAGAAAUCUCAUAGCAUCUGUUGACGAUGUCGGCAUCAUCAGAAAGGAAGUGGUCAGCAUAUGGAAUCAAUUACACCUAACGCCCGAAGAUAUGCGAGGAAUCGGAAUACAAAUUUCUCGACUGGAGAUAUGUAAGAACAAAGGCAGCUUGAAAAACUUCUUCGAUAAAACGGAAAAGGUGCGGACGUGCGAGAAUACAUCGGGAGAUAACAAUAAGAAGAAUCAACACGACUCGAAGCUCAGUGAAGCACACAAAAAGAAUAGUCCCGAGACACCACAGACUACAAAAUCGGCGACGGAGAAUGCUUCCAGUGCUAAGAUCGAUAAUCAGUCUUCGAGAUCAGCACAGUCUUUCGAAUUUGAACACACAGCAGUUCCACUUGCUAUUUUACAAACAGAUCCAUCAUCACUUGCGAUUGAAGCGAAAAAUGAAACGUCGCACGAUCGUAAAAGAGCGAACAAAAAUAUCAUUCACGCGGCUGAAACGAAAGAUCCGUCGGGAAAAUCGAGCAAGAAAACCGCGCAGAAGCAAACGUCUCAGGAGAACUUCUUCAAACAUAUAAAGCCGAGCAGCGGAAAAUCCUCCAAGUACGAGAUGCCACCGCGAAUACAAGACCUCGACAUGUCUGUGUUGAUCGAACUGCCGCAGGAUAUACGGAAUGAAAUAUUCGACGAAUACAAAAGGAGCAAGGAACGAUCCCGAGUUGAUACAGAGACGGCUGCCAAGAACACAACUCCUCUGGAAGAGAUGAACACGCGUGACGAGGAAACUCCGAAGACGCAGGAAUCGUUUUCGCAAGUUGACCCGGAUGUUCUGUCGGCGUUAAUGGGCAGCGACUUGCAUCCCGACGUGCGACGUGACGUGCAGAUGUAUUGCAACAUGAAAAGAGAAGCGUACGGAGUGAGCUCGAAAGAAACGAACAAGAAAGAGGGUAGCUCGGAUCGAUCAGUCGAACAGUCGCAAGAGGCAGCAGCCUCCUCGUCCUCGGAAAUUUGUCGCGAUGGCGGGGAUGCAAGACAUAAAGAUGAAACAAAAGCUGCAUGUGGGAUCUCGCAAGAUGUAAAACCACACGCGGAAAAUCAACCGUGCAUGAAGGACGAUACCGAAGAAACAGAAUCCGCAAUGCAUCGGACGAAUCGGAUUGAGAUUUCACGCAAUAACGUCGCCAUGGAUAAAGCCGAUACCUUUAUUUUACAGAAUUUGAGUAUUUUACAUAACAAUGAGAACGUAGACAAACAUCAGGAAAUGUUGAUCAAUCUUGUGAACCAUCUUUUUACUCUUCCGUUACAACAGGUAAAGAUGCAAAUACAAACGUGGGUUACUAAAUCUAAUGCCGUAAACGAAGUGGAUUUUCUCUCACUUGCGACGUUUCUUAGCAUGCUCCCGCAGAAGAAACGCAUCGCAGAUUUACAUAUCCUGCUGAAAACCAUGCACAGAUGUACAACGAAAACUGGGAACUGCAUUUGGCAUAGGACAUACAGAAGAACGGUGAGACACGUUCAACGUUAUAUGCAGAUCGAGUACAACAGUAAUCUAAUGGUACCGUCGAUCGGAUGUAACGAUUCGAGAUGUAAUAACGGCGAUUGAAUACAAAACUUUAGAUUUUAAUAAAUUAACACACC
Messenger RNA from Harpegnathos saltator (Jerdon's jumping ant), 3659 nucleotides. It is a transcript of the gene Rev1, whose product is annotated as Rev1 DNA directed polymerase. Gene Ontology annotation, molecular function: damaged DNA binding; deoxycytidyl transferase activity; DNA-directed DNA polymerase activity. The transcript is spliced from 7 exons. Bases 157 to 3624 code for a protein of 1155 amino acids. Gene Ontology annotation, biological process: error-prone translesion synthesis; error-free translesion synthesis. Gene Ontology annotation, cellular component: nucleus. NCBI's taxonomy places the organism in Eukaryota, Metazoa, Arthropoda, Insecta, Hymenoptera, Formicidae. The record is from RefSeq and is a predicted model, not a curated record.